AGGGAUGAAAAGUGGUCGUGUUUAACUCUCUCUCUCUCACGCCCAUACAGAAACCUUGUCUGUAGUUUUGUUUUCUAGUAAUUCUUGAAACUCUCUCAUUAUCUAUAUUUUACUCUUUCUUGUUGUUUCCUUCCCCAUUUUUUGAUACCCUUCUUCUUCACCUCCUCUUUUUCCCUUUCUUCUUUCUUUUCAACUUUUCUUGAACCCCUUUUUCUGCUUGAAACCAAGAAAACUUUUGUGAACUUUAGCAUAAGGGUUUCUGUAGAAGCUGAAAUAUCAAGAAAAUGAGUGCUUCAAAGUUCAUUAAAUGUGUGACUGUAGGAGAUGGAGCUGUGGGCAAAACUUGCAUGCUCAUUUGUUACACCAGUAACAAGUUCCCAACUGAUUAUAUUCCAACAGUGUUUGACAAUUUUAGUGCUAAUGUGGCUGUAGAUGGCAGUAUUGUCAACUUAGGACUAUGGGAUACUGCAGGUCAGGAAGAUUAUAGCAGGUUAAGGCCACUGAGUUACAGAGGUGCUGACAUAUUUGUUUUGGCUUUCUCUUUAAUCAGUAGGGCCAGCUAUGAAAAUGUCCUCAAGAAGUGGAUGCCUGAACUUCGUCGCUUUGCGCCUAAUGUUCCAGUUGUGCUUGUUGGAACGAAGUUAGAUCUCCGUGAAGACAGGGGAUAUCUAGUGGAUCAUAUGGGAUCUAACGUCAUUACAACGGCCCAGGGGGAGGAGCUGAGGAAACAAAUCGGUGCAGCAGCUUAUAUAGAAUGCAGCUCGAAGACUCAGCAGAAUGUGAAAGCUGUUUUCGAUACUGCAAUAAAGGUUGUGAUUCAACCUCCUAGAAGAAAGGAAAUUCCAAGAAAGAAGAGACAUAGGAGCACUGGUUGCUCAAUUGUCAGGGGUAUAGUCUGUGGAGGCUGUGUUGCUUAGCAAAUGUUGACAUUGUAAUCCAUAAUCACUGCGGGCAAAGUGAACUUAUGCUGAUGGAUCUCUAACAUGACAAGUUUUCCCCGUCCCUUUGUAUGCGCAUAUUAAUUACUUCGAUAAAUGGUGUAUGUAGCGAUAUGGUUUUGAUGCUGUUAUUUUUCCUACAACCUGAUCGGUGAAUGGCAGCGAGAAUCGAUCAUUCUCUCCAGCCUUGUAACUCUGUCUUUUGACUUCUGUUGUGUUGUGAUGAUGAGAUUACUUAUAUAUUUGAAUGAUAUUUAUUAUUUGUUGUCCA
Messenger RNA from Olea europaea var. sylvestris, 1209 nucleotides. Its product is annotated as rac-like GTP-binding protein ARAC7. The record is from RefSeq and is a predicted model, not a curated record. The transcript has 8 exons. Gene Ontology annotation, biological process: actin filament organization; regulation of actin cytoskeleton organization; cortical cytoskeleton organization. NCBI's taxonomy places the organism in Eukaryota, Viridiplantae, Streptophyta, Magnoliopsida, Lamiales, Oleaceae. Gene Ontology annotation, cellular component: cell projection; cytoskeleton; cytoplasmic vesicle. Gene Ontology annotation, molecular function: GTP binding; protein kinase binding; GTPase activity. The coding region runs from base 285 to 917 and encodes 210 amino acids.